This is a messenger RNA of Haliotis rufescens (red abalone), 732 nucleotides long. RefSeq lists its product as uncharacterized. The transcript has a single exon. Lineage: Eukaryota; Metazoa; Mollusca; Gastropoda; Lepetellida; Haliotidae. Gene Ontology annotation, molecular function: nucleic acid binding. The coding region runs from base 1 to 732 and encodes 243 amino acids. The record is from RefSeq and is a predicted model, not a curated record.
AUGAAGAGAGCCAUCGGUAUGUUGCAAACGGGAGCGACGCAGGAUCACGUUGCCAGGAUCAUGGGCUGCUUCAAGUGCACCAUCGCCAGACUUGUCACACGUCACAGGCAAACUGGCAGUACUGCAGACAGGCCGAGGAGUGGAAGACACAAGGUCACGGCCCCACAUGAAGAUAGUUGUUUACGGGUGCUUCACCUGAGGUCCAGAUUCCUAAAUGUGACGUCAUCAUCAUCCGCAAACAGCCUUGGACAUCCAGUUAGCCGAAGGAUCGUUGCUAGACGACUCCGCCUGUAUGGUCCGCCCGUAUCGACCUUUCAAGGGCAUGACGUUAACGUUCCUACACCGACGUCACACACUGAGAUGGGCCAGGACUGUACAGCAGUGGCAGCACAGAGAAAUUGGCGAGGAGUGCUCUUUGGCGACGAGAGUAGGUGCCAGCUCUUCAAGUCUGAUGGGCGGGUUCGAAUCUACCGACGACGUGGUGAAUGGACGGCAUGUUGUUGCGUCCAAGAAGUGGAGCCUUAUGGAGGUGGUAGUGUCAUGGUCCGGGGUGGCAUCUGCGGGGACCAGAAGACAGAUCUGGUCAUCAUCGACGGAAAUCUCACUGCACGUCGUUACAUGGAUGAGGUAUUGCUGCCUGUGAAACUGCCUUUCCUGCAACGACACCCAUGGACGCUGUUUCAGCAGGACAACGCCACCCUCUCACAGCUCGAGUCACUAGCGACUUUCUGA